UAAAAUAUAAUAUUUAAAAUAAUUAAAAAAUCCAGUCACCACGCUUAUACUAUUUUAUUUUUUAUUAGUUUUUUCCCCUUCUUAAAUUUGAAAAAAAUUAUAGUUGACACACAACGUUACAUUAAUUUCAGGUAUACAAUAUAGUGAUUCAGCAACUCUAUAUGUUAUGCUAUGUUUACCACAAGUGUAACUACCCUCUGUCAUCAUACAACACUAUUGCAAUAUCAUUGACUGUAUUCCCUAUGUUAUACCUUUCAUCCCUGUGACUUAUUCAUUCCAUAACUGGAAGACUGUAUCUCCCACUCCCCUUCAUCCAUUUGAUGACACUGUUUUAUAUGUUUCACAAAGUUCUUAAUUCUUCAGUCAUGAUAUUCUACAAAAUAGCUCAGAGAGUUGAAGAAAUGGAAAAGUCAGUGAUAGGGGAUACACGAAACUGGACAGAAGUUCAGGAAUUCACUCUGGAGGGCUUUCCUGCUGUCCAGAACCUUGGAAAGGUUCUCUUCCUGGUACAUCUGCUGGCAUACCUGGCCUCCAUCAUGGGAAAUACACUCAUAAUCACCAUUACCUGGACUGACCAUCGCCUCCAGACACCCAUGUACUUCUUCCUCCGCAGUUUCUCCUUUUUUGAAUGCUGUUUUGUAACCACUGUUAUUCCUAAGUUGUUGGCCAUCUUUCUGUCAGGGAGGCAAUCAAUUUCUUUUGUGGCUUGCUUCACACAAGCCUUUGUCUUUCUUUUCCUGGGAACAACUGUUUUCUUCCUUAUGGCGGUAUUAUCCCUAGAUAGGUACCUGGCCAUUUGCAAACCUCUGUAUUACUCAACCAUCAUGAACCCAAGGAUGUGUUUCCUUCUGGUCACUGCCUGCUUAUCUUUGGGAUUUGUCCUCAUGGUGGUUCCAAUUAUAAUGCUUUCCCAGUCAUCCUUCUGUGGCUCCCAUGUCAUCCCUCACUUCUUUUGUGAUUUUGGGCCACUGAUUCAUCUCUCUUGUUCUGACACCAGAUCUACUGAAAUGUUGGCCUUUAUCCUUGCUUUGUUUAUCCUUUUGACAUCCCUUAUCAUAACCAUCAUUGCAUACAGCAACAUAGUAGUCACAGUUGUGCGACUUCCGUCAGCCAAGGAGCGACACAAAGCUUUCUCCACCUGCUCCUCUCACCUCAUUGUCCUCUCUCUGAUGUAUGGCAGCUGUGUCUUUAUAUACGUGAAACCAAAGCAAACAAACAGGCUGGACUCUAACAGGGAGGCUGCCCUUGUGAACACGGUGGUGACUCCAAUGCUGAACCCUGUCAUCUACACUCUGCGGAACAAGCAGGUCCAUCAGGCUCUGAGGGAUGCUCUGUCCAGGGUUAGAUUGCAGAAAUAG
Molecule: messenger RNA, 1358 nt
Organism: Panthera uncia (snow leopard)
Lineage: Eukaryota; Metazoa; Chordata; Mammalia; Carnivora; Felidae
Product: olfactory receptor 6C74-like
Exons: 1
Coding region: 321-1358 (345 amino acids)
Biological process (GO): G protein-coupled receptor signaling pathway
Cellular component (GO): membrane
Molecular function (GO): olfactory receptor activity; G protein-coupled receptor activity
Source: RefSeq, a predicted model, not a curated record